AUGUCUGAUCAUGAACAUAAAGACCUUUACUACCACGACCUAUUUCAGUAUGAAGAUCAUGAACACCUCAAUGGUGGGAUGAUAAGCAUCAAUCACAACCAAAACUUGCAAGGGGUUGAAGUUCCUUCAUACAUGAACAACACCAGCUUCGCAGAGUGUUUGAAAGGACCUAUGGAUUACAAUACGCUCGCAACUGCUUUUGGCCUGGUUUCUUCAACGUCUGAUGAAGUUAUAUUUUCCUCCGCUAAUGAAGGAGAUCAAAAGCCUGCUGAGCAUAUUCGAUAUUCAGGUGGUGGUGGCGAUGGCGAUGGCGGAGGUGGAGAAACUCCUUUGACACCAAACUCUUCGGUGUCGUCUUCUUCAGCUGAGGCCGGUGCCGAAGAGGACUCUGGUAAGAGUAAGAAAGACAGGCAGCCAAAAGGGUCAUCAGAAGAUGGAGGAGAUAGCUCGAAGAAAGUGAUGAGCAAAGCAAAGAAGAAAGGAGAGAAAAAGCAAAGAGAGCCACGAUUUGCGUUCAUGACCAAGAGUGAGGUUGAUCAUCUAGAAGAUGGAUACAGAUGGAGAAAAUAUGGGCAGAAGGCUGUGAAAAAUAGUCCAUAUCCAAGAAGCUACUAUCGAUGUACGACCCAAAAAUGCGGGGUCAAGAAACGUGUAGAGAGGUCGUUCGAGGACCCAUCCACUGUGAUUACGACGUAUGAAGGCCAACACAACCACCCACUCCCUGCAACCCUCAGAGGAAAUGCUGCUGCUUCUUCUGCAUUCUUCCCACAUGCUGCUGGUGCCUUCAACUAUGCGCCCAUCACAGGAUCUGCAGGUCCAAGCUCCAACUUUCCUCAAGAACUCUUGUUUCAAAUGCCCCACCACUACAUGAUCAAUAAUAACAAUCAAGGGUCAUCAAGAAGUGUUGUUGUUAACCCUCAUCAUCCUCAUCAUCAGCAGCAGCAUCAACUACCUCGUGCUGAUCAGCAUGGGCUUCUGCAGGACUUGUUGUUUCCCUCCAUGUUCCUCAAACAAGAGCCAUGA
Prunus armeniaca (apricot) is the source of this 1023-nucleotide messenger RNA. The record is from the annotation of a GenBank genome assembly. Lineage: Eukaryota; Viridiplantae; Streptophyta; Magnoliopsida; Rosales; Rosaceae.